GAUGUAACAGGAAGCUCUGAUGUUUCCCUUCUGCUGCUGAGCACAUACAAUGUGACAACCCUUCCAACCUACUCAGAACAACCCUCUCUCUCCAGCAGAGAGUGUCACCUCCUGUCUUGGGAUCUUCAGGCUCUGCUAACUGGACCUCACCCUGCCUGCAGGAUCACAUUGCAAAGCUUUCACCCUUCCCCACCUUGCCUGGGGGUAAAUUUCUUCUGCGGAAUCUCAGAAAAUCAAAUUCCAUCCUAAGACUAUUUCACCAAGUAUUUCCUUAAGGAGCUGUGCUGGGGUCCUACGAUGAUACACCAACCACUUGUGCUACCACCUGUCAAAACUAUGGAUGGCCCUACUUUCAGGUCUUGACCUUUGUAUUUAAGAAAUUCUUCGAGACAAUGUUGAUUCUGAUCCAAGAGAAAAUGUGAUUUGAGUCUGGAGACAAUUGUGCAUAUCAACUAAAAAUAAAAGCUCAAAAUACCUGUUAGAAGAGAAAAUACUAUUUGGAAGAUUGCUACAUUUAAAAAGAAAAGCUUUUUCUAGUUUGAUUUAUAUUACAUCACAUAGUUCAUUUCGGCUUUAAUGAUGGAGAAAAAGUAUAUCCUGUAUUUUCUGUUUCUCUUACCUUUUUUUAUGAUUCUUGUCAUAGCAGAAACAGAAGAAGAAAACCCUGAUGACUUAAUUCAGUUGACUGUUACUAGAAAUAAAAUCAUGACAGCUCAAUAUGAAUGUUAUCAAAAAAUUAUGCAAGACCCUAUUCAACAAACAGAAGGCAUUUACUGCAACAGAACCUGGGACGGAUGGCUAUGCUGGAAUGAUGUUGCUGCAGGAACAGAAUCAAUGCAGCAUUGCCCUGAUUACUUUCAGGACUUUGAUCCUUCAGAAAAAGUUACGAAAAUCUGUGACCAAGAUGGAAACUGGUUUAGACAUCCAGAAAGCAACAGAACAUGGACAAAUUAUACCCAGUGUAAUAUUAACACACAUGAGAAAGUACAGACUGCACUGAAUUUAUUUUACCUGACUAUAAUUGGACAUGGAUUAUCUAUUGCAUCAUUGCUUAUCUCACUUGGUAUAUUCUUUUAUUUCAAGAGCCUAAGUUGCCAAAGGAUUACCUUGCACAAAAAUCUGUUCUUCUCUUUUGUUUGUAACUCCAUUGUAACAAUCAUUCAUCUCACUGCAGUGGCCAACAACCAGGCCUUAGUGGCCACAAAUCCUGUUAGUUGUAAAGUGUUCCAGUUCAUUCAUCUUUACCUGAUGGGAUGUAACUACUUUUGGAUGCUUUGUGAAGGCAUUUACCUACACACACUUAUUGUGGUGGCCGUGUUUGCAGAGAAGCAACACUUGAUGUGGUAUUAUUUUCUUGGCUGGGGAUUUCCACUGAUUCCUGCUUGUAUACAUGCUGUUGCCAGACGCUUGUACUACAAUGACAACUGCUGGAUCAGUUCUGAUACCCAUCUCCUCUACAUUAUCCAUGGCCCGAUUUGUGCUGCUUUAUUGGUGAAUCUUUUUUUCCUUUUAAAUAUUGUACGAGUUCUUAUCACCAAGUUAAAAGUUACUCACCAAGCAGAGUCCAAUCUCUACAUGAAAGCUGUGAGAGCUACACUUAUCUUGGUGCCAUUACUUGGCAUUGAAUUUGUGCUGAUUCCAUGGCGACCUGAAGGAAAGAUUGCAGAGGAGGUAUACGAUUACAUCAUGCACAUCCUUGUGCACUAUCAGGGUCUGUUGGUAUCUACAAUUUAUUGCUUCUUUAAUGGAGAGGUUCAAGCAAUUCUGAGAAGAAACUGGAAUCAAUACAAAAUCCAGUUUGGAAACAGCUUUUCCCACUCAGAUGCUCUCCGAAGUGCAUCUUACACUGUGUCAACCAUCAGUGAUGGUGCAGGUUACAGUCAUGACUAUCCAAGCGAACACUUAAAUGGAAAAAGCAUCCAUGAUAUGGAAAAUAUUGUCAUAAAACCGGAAAAGUUAUACGACUGAUACUAGAGGGAGUAUUGCUAAACUGUGCCACUCCUAACUCAAGGAUUUGUAUCUGUGAUUUCACAACCAGAAGACUUUAAGUGAACGUCAUGAAGAUGACAAAGAAACCCCUCACAUGAACAUAGCCAUGUGUUGAUAAAUGUUUCAUAAUAGCUCCAUGGGGGAAAAAAGCUCUGAUUUGUAGUGUCUGCCAGUUUUUAUGGUGUAAACAUCCCCACCAUGGCUGAUUUGAAACUAUCAGCUUGACAUCACUGAAUGUAGAAUUGGGUAAAGAUGAGCACAGUCAGUUCUUGUAGGCUGGUGUGAGCUGGCUCUAGCACACCACUGCAUGCAUCCACAUAUAGAAGUUCAUAUACACCUUGGGCAAAAGAUUAUAAAAGUUCAUAUAUACCAUGGGCAAGAUUCUACUCUCACAGCCUAAAGAGACCUAGUUAAGGCCUAUACACUUGAAGGGAAAAAUCAGCUUUUCAUGUCUUUGUUUUUAAAAUCUUUAUCCCACAGUCAUUUGUGCAGAGGAUUUUUUUUUUUUCCCAGAAAGUAUUUUAACACUUCUUGUUUUUACUUUUUCAAAUAGAACAGGUAAGGCGUUACUUAUUCCUAUUGGCUUACUCUCUUCUCCCCAGGAAAAACAACAGAGCAGAACCGCUAUUGGUUACUCAUGUGCUGGUACAUCACAGUUAUACUUUCUGUCGUAUCCAUUUUUGAGACUUGAUAAAUAGUAUUAUGAAAUGCAAUCCUACUUUGGUAUCAUUAGGGAGAUGUCUUGGUUGAUACUAUAAAACAUGCUGUCAACUAUUUUACCGUCCUACUAUACAAGUGGGAGGGAAUCUGUGUCCAUGUACCUGUAAAUAGAAACUUUGCUCCUCUCAUUUCUACUAUGUGGACAAAUUAGCAGUUAUUUUACAUGAAGGAAAACAAUGAAGGAGUUCAUAUUUUCUUAAAAGUUUGUAAAAAAUUUGUUGUGAAAAGUGAGCUUGUAAAUACUCUGUUAUUCUAUUUUAUAGUCUCAAACAUAUACAAUCUAAGUAAGUUUUUUUUUAAAAAAAAAAACUUAAUGUAACAUUGUGUGCUUGUUAAUGUCUGAUACUGUGUCUGGGCUGAUUUUAUAAUAAAAUAGGAUCUGGAAUUCUAUAUUUGGUAAAUAUUUUAAAGACAACCAGAUGCCAGCAUCAGAAGUUUGUUUGAGAACUAAGUAAUAGAAAUAUCUAUGAUAAGAUAUGAAAUAUUUAUUUUUGAAAACCCUCAAGGACCUUGUUUUAUUGAAUAUAUUACCUUUGAUGAUUCAUACCUUAAUAAUAGGUAUGUUUGACAUAUUUAUCCUUCUAUUUUGACGAUGAACUUUCAUUCUAAUUCAGAAAAUUUGAACGACUCUUAUAGUAAAUCCCCACUCUUUUGGUUUUACCCCAUUAAAAAUAUUACUUUUCUAAAUUACUAUAAGAAGAUAUAUGGCUUUGGAAAUAUUCCAAGCUAUUUUUAAAAAGUAGAGGAAUACAAUAUAUAUCAUAUACAAUUUUUAAUAUUUUAAUAGAGCUACUAUACAAUUCAGUGAAAGAACUGAAUCUAUCAGUGAGAAAGAAUGAAUGUAUCAGAACAUUUAGGGAAUAAAUAAAUUAAGAUGGAAGAAUCUUGCUAAUGAAUUAGAGGGACAUUUAAAUAAGAUUCAGUUUCCCUAAUGUUAUUUUCCACUGAAAUUUCUGAAAAACGAAAUGCCUUCUAUUAGUAGGUUAAUUUUGUCAGAAAAACUCAUAUGUGUUUUAUUGCAGUAUGUCAAUCUGCUUUAAAUGGAUUAAACUAAUGACUUAGUCAUCAUAGAGUGUUUCUUAAGCUGUCAAUAGGUGGUAAGUUCAGAAGUCAUUUGAGAUUGUCCAGGUUAAUUAUCCAAAUUAGUAAGAAUUAACUUAUUAAAUAGCCUGGUUGAUAGAUUUAUAAUUUAUGAUUUAUCUAUAUGCAUGGAGAAGCUGAUAUAUUGUUAGUUUUCAAUUUAUGGAUUUCAUAAUAAGAUGUCAUGAAAAGGAUUACAGGCUGUUCUGGACUUUCUAAUUCCUAAAUUAUACAAAAAUUCCUUUAAAUGAACUCAGUUUUAGCUAUUUAUUAUUCAAAGACACAGAUUCAGACCCUUUGCUGGUGUCAUUCAUAUAUUUCAGCAUUUUUCCAGACAAACUAUCAAGUAUAAACCAUAAAUAACAGUAGAAAAUGUCAAAUUAUCAGUGGGCACUAUAUUAAAAUUACAUUAUAACUUUCAAGUAUUUUUACUGUGUUUUUAUCAUAUUAAGUUUAGAUCAAAUUUCCUUUAUGGCCAGGAUUUAUCUGUUGUACCAUCUUUUGGUGUAGGCAAUCCAUGAUUAAUUAGUGUUAGUUUUACACUCAUGUAUAUUUAGGAGUAACAUUUUUUUAGUAUUAGACUUCUCUAAAGCUGAAGUGCUAAUAAUUAAGAUUUCAUUUAUAUCCUACUCAUGAAGAAAAAGUAUAAUUAAUACCUUUUAAAAACAAACUUCUUUGGUAUCUAAAAGCUUAUUUGGGGAAUUUCUAACUUUUAAAAUGAAAAUCUGCUACUUUUCUGCAAGUACUUGUGAAAGUCAUUUUAAUUUUUUAAAAAAUUUAGCCCUUUAAUUUCUAAAUAUAUUUAGUGCAUUUAUUCAUAAAAUUUUCAUUCUGGAAUUUAGCGCUUAUUCAAAUGUAAUCCAUGUACAUAGAUGUAGUGGGAACUGUUGUGCUGUAUUUAUUGCUUGUAUAAUUUUUUUAAAAUGUGAACUUAUUUUUAUUUUCUCUUGGUUUUAAUAUGCUAAUGGAAACCACCAUGUCUUUUAUUUCUAAAACAUAUUCAAGAUAUUCUGAUCAAUUUAAAAAACUCAUAUUAUGCCUACUUAAUGUAUAUCUCUAUAUUUUUACUGUAUGAAAAUAUUAAAGUUAUGAGCUAAAAUUGAUUUUCACUCACAUUUACUGAAGCACUGACUAAUCUAAAUUAUAAAUCUUUAUAGCAAUCAGUGGAAUACAUCUUAAAAUCAAUAACCCUGUAAAUCAUUCCAUUAACCAAUUUGUUAAAAUUAUAAUUUAUUUUAUAAGUUAGAAAAUUCCAAAUAAACUUCAGUGUAUACAAAUUCCUUCCUAGGCUGAAAGAAAUGAAAAGAUAAAAAUGCCCAGAUAUGGGAAAAUGUACAGAGAUUUAUCUUCUUUCUCCUUUAUAUUCCAUUGUACUAUUUUGUGUUGAAUAGCAGGGAGACAAAGAAGGAAAAGAACUAUUUAAAUAAAUAAUUCACCCAUUUAAAGUCAUUUUUAGUGUAUUAUAUUAGUGUAGUAUAUUUACAUAUAUUCAAAGAUAUGUAAGCAUCCCACGGUUCAUUUUAUUACACUUUCAAGACCUCAGGAGGAAACCAUGCAUGUUUCAUUCCUUCAUCCUUUCAUCCCUGCUCUCAGCCAGCCCUUCGGCAUAACUAACCUACUUUCUAUCUCAAUAGACUUCCAUAUUCUCAACUUUCAUAUGAAUGGAAUCACAUAGAACAUGAUCUUUGGUGACUGACUUCUUUCACCUAUAAUGUUUUCAAAGUUUAUUCAUGUUUUAGCUUGUUUCAGUUUUUCAUUCCUUUUUAUGCCUAAAUUAUUCCAUUGUAUGGAUUUACCACAUUUUGUUUAUCCACAUUUGUCUGUUGAUAUACAUUUGUGUUGUUUCCAUCUUUUGGCUAUUAUGAAUAAUGUUUCCAUAAACAUUUGUGUACAAGCUGUUUAUUUUAAAAUAUAUAUUUUAAUUUCACUUGGUUAUAUACCUAGAAGUGGAAAUGUUGGGUCAUAUGUUAACUGUGUUUGAGAACUGCCAGACUGUUUUCCAAAAUAGCUGGACCAUUUCACAUUUCCACUAACAAUGUCUGAGGGUUCUGCUUUCUCCACAUGUUUCCCAACAGAUAAUAAUAAGUUAUUAUCUGUUUUUGUGCUUUAGUCAUCCUAGUAGGUGUGAAGUGGAUUUUAUAGUUUUAAUUUACAUUUCUUUGAUGGCUAAUAAUGUUGAGCAACUUUUCACAUUUUUAAUGGCCACUUGUAUACAUUCUUUAGAGAAAUGUCAAUACAAAUCCUUUGUCCAUUUUCAAUUGGAUUGUUUGUCUUUUAUUAUUGAGUUGAAAGAGUUCUUAAUAUAUUCCAGAUGUAGGUCCCUCAUCAGAUUUGCACACAUUUUCUCCUAGUCUCUUGAGUUGUCUUGUCAUUUUCUUGAUGGUGCCUUUAUAGCACAAAAAAGUUAAUUAUAUUGAUGAAAUGCAAUUAUCUAGUUUUUCUUUUGUUGCUUAGUCCGUUGGUGUUUUAUAUAAAAACCCUUUCCCAAAUUCAAGGUCAUGAUCAUCUACCCCUACAGUUUCUUCUAAGAAAUUUAUAGUUUGUGUUCUUUGGUCCAUUUUGAGUGAAUUUUUGUAUAUGGUGUGAGAUAAGAAGCCAAAUUCAUUCUUUUUCAUUAUCCAGGUACUAUUCACUGAAAAACGUUAUUUUUCUGCACUGAAGAAUAUCCUUGUAUCUAUGUCCUUAUCAAAAUUCAAUUUACCAUAAAUGUAUGGGUUUAUUUCUGAACAAUUCUCUUGGUCUUUGUACCCAAACCACAUGUCUUGAUUAUUUUGCUUUGUUGUAAGAUUUGAUGUUAGGUAGUUUGAGUUAUUCUAUUUUAUUCUUUCUCACAGAUGUUUUGGCUAUUCUAGGUCUCUUGUAAUUCCAUAUGCAUUUUAGAACGAGCUUGUAAAUUUGUACAAAGAAGCCUGCUGGAAUUCUGAUAAAGAUUAAUUGAAUCUAUAGAUAAUUGGGGGAAUAUUGCUAUCCUAAUGUUAAAUUUAACAUUUGAUGAACAUUGGAUUCAUGAACAUUGGAUCAUGAACACUGGAUGACUUCAUACUUACUUCAAUUUUUAACUGUUUUCAAUGGUGUUUUGUAGUUUUUGGAGUGUAACUUUUUCAUUUACUUGUCAAAUUUAUUCCUAAGCAUUUUAUUCUUUCUGAAGCUAUUAUUAAUGGAAUUGUUUUCUUAAUUUUACUUUUAGAUUGCAUAUUCCAAGUGUAUAGAAAUAAAAUUAACUUUUGUAUAUUGAUCUUAUAUCCUGCAACCUUGCUGAACUCAUUUAUUAGUUAUAUUUUAGUGGAUUCCUUAUGAUUUUUCAUAUAAAAAUCAUGUCAUCUGCAAAUAGAGAUAGUUUUACUUCUUCCUUUUGAAUUUGAAUGCCUUUUCUUUCUUUCUUUUCUAAAUGCCAUGGCUAGAAUGUUCAGUAAAAUGUUGAAUAGAAGCAGCUAGAGCACACAUCAUUGUCUUGUUCCUGAUCUUAGGGGAAAGUAAUUAGUCUUUUGUCAGUAAGUUAGUUAACUGUGUUUUUUAUAGAUGCCCUUUAUCAGUUUGAGACAGUUCCCUUCUCUUCUAGUUUGUUAAUUGCUUUUACCAUGAAAAGAUGUUGGAUUUCGUCAAAUGCUUUUUCUGCAUCUAUUGAUACAAUCAUGUGAUUUUUGUUUUAUAUUUUAUUGAUACAAUGUAUUAUAUUAAUUCUCAGAUAUUAAAACAAUCUUGCAUCCCUGGAAUAAAUUCUCUUGGUAAUGGUGUUUAAUUAUUUUCACAUGUUGCUAGUAAUUAGUCUGCUAGUAUUUUGUUGAGGAAUUUUGUGUUUCAUAUUCCUAAGAACUACUGGUCUCUAGUUUCCUUGUGAUAUCUUGUCUGGUUUUGGUAUCACCGUAGUAUCAGCCUCAGAAUGAUUUUUAUUGUAAUCCCUCAUCUUCUAUUUUUGGGAAGAGCUUGUGAAGAAUUCUUUAAAGAAUUUGUAUUAAGUAUUUGUUUAGUGAAACACCAGUGAAGCCAUCUGCAUUUGGACCACAUAUGUGAAGUUUUUUGAUUACUGAUUUAACUUCUUGGCUCAGUAUAAGUCUAUUCAGUUUUGUCUAUUUCUUCUUGAGCCAGUUUUGGUAGUUGAUGUUUUACUAGGACUAUGUCCAUAUCAUCAAAUUUAUCUAACUUGUUACCAGUACACUAUUGAACAACCACGUAGGCAACAAACUUAACUUUUACCUGGAAAUUUUAUAAGGAAUUUUGGAUUGGAUUUUUAAAAAACCUGUAUUUUUGCUAUCUCGAGACUAAUAAAUCACACUUUAAAAAUG
Molecule: messenger RNA, 8072 nt
Organism: Sus scrofa (pig)
Lineage: Eukaryota; Metazoa; Chordata; Mammalia; Artiodactyla; Suidae
Gene: CALCRL
Product: calcitonin receptor like receptor
Biological process (GO): cell surface receptor signaling pathway; adenylate cyclase-activating G protein-coupled receptor signaling pathway; angiogenesis
Cellular component (GO): plasma membrane
Molecular function (GO): calcitonin gene-related peptide receptor activity; calcitonin receptor activity; adrenomedullin receptor activity
Source: RefSeq, a predicted model, not a curated record